Molecule: messenger RNA, 3430 nt
Organism: Durio zibethinus
Lineage: Eukaryota; Viridiplantae; Streptophyta; Magnoliopsida; Malvales; Malvaceae
Product: cytochrome c-type biogenesis protein CcmE homolog, mitochondrial-like
Biological process (GO): cytochrome complex assembly; protein-heme linkage
Cellular component (GO): plasma membrane
Molecular function (GO): heme binding
Source: RefSeq, a predicted model, not a curated record
CAAUUGUUGCAUUUUUUAACUUAGGAAAAUAUAAGAACGGAAAGAAAUAGUCUCCCGUGCUUCCCACGCCAUCAAAGCUAGCAAAAUCAAACUGCCGCCUCCCGUCCCCGUAUGUUGGGUAUUGACUAAACCCAAAACCCUCCCAACAAACUCCCCAGAAUUUUCCAUCUCUUUCCCGAGAAAACCAAAAGUGAAGAUCAAUCAAAUGGCCACAAGACUCGCCCUCCAUCUCAGAUCCCGUCUCCUCCACAAUCUCCACUACCAGAAACCCCCAUCUCUCUCAAUCCUCAAAUCCCCACCGUUGAUCUCUCAUCUCUCGCCCCUUCCCACCGCCACCAUCGACCAUUUCUUCACAUCCUCCACACUCCGCUUCCUCUACACUUCCGCCCGCCGCAUCCCAAACCGGCCCAAAAAAGUAGACAUCGGGGCCCGAGCCCGCCAGCUCCAGACACGCCGCCUCUGGACCUACGCCCUAACCUUUAGUUGCAUCGCGGGCUUUGUAGUUUUAGUCCUCAACAAUUUUCAAGAACAAUUAGUGUUUUACGUUACCCCAACCGACGCCCUUGAAAAAUACACUAAAAAUCCUUCGAAAACAAAGUUUAGACUCGGCGGUCUGGUUCUGGAAGGAAGCGUGGUUCAACCGGGUUCUUGUAAAGAAAUGGAGUUUGUCAUUACCGAUUUGAUAACUGAUAUUCUGGUUCGGUACGAAGGUUCGCUUCCGGAUUUGUUUAGAGAGGGACAUUCCGUUGUGGUUGAAGGAUUUGUUAAGCCGUUUACGGAAGAGAUUAAACGGGACGUUUCGUCGAGGAGCGUUUCCUCCAAAGCAAGGAACGGGGACUGUUAUUUUUCUGCGACUGAGGUUCUUGCUAAGCAUGAUGAAAAGUAUAUGCCUCAAGAGGUUGCAGCUGCUAUUGAGAAGAACAAGAAGAAGAUUGAGGAAGGGCUGGAAGGAGCUAAGGAAUCGGUUCAUUGAUUGUUCUUCUCCCUACUUUUUGGGUUUCGAGGUGGGGAUUAAAAGAAGUUUGUGAAUCAUGGAUGCCUGAUAUUGAAUUUUCUGUGAAUGAUGAACAACUAAGAUAACUAGAUCCAGUUUUGUUCAAAAUUCUCUCUCAAACAGUGCUAACAGCAGAAAAGAGACGGGAAUUAUAACUAUACAUUAUCAAGGAAUUGGGAUAUGUGUUAUGAUUUUUCAUUUCAAUGAAUUUCUAGUUAUUAUAAUUGAAGAUAAUGUGAUUAUGAAGAUGAUUUAAGUGUUCUUUUUCCUUUACUAUGAUUAAUGUAUCUACACAUGCUCAUGGCAUUCACAGACGAUUGGCUAAAUUUUCAUUUGAUUGCAAUACAAUUUCUUGUUUCAUUUUAUUUCUGUCUCAUUGGGUAUCAAAGAUAUGGAUAUCCCUCAAGUCAAGAUUCAGAAAAUUAUAGGAAGAGAAUGUCAUGCACAGAGAGUGAUGAUUUUUGUUUUUGAGGCAUGGUUUAAACUUAUCAACAACUCUUUUAGGAAAAGUCUAAGAACUGCUUUGUAUUUUUGCUUGGAACAAAUUAAGAUAUGCAAUGUUUGCAGGAUCUUCUCCAUUUGCAUAUACAAGAAGGAACCUCUCUUUUUUUUUUUUUCUCUUACAUUUGCUAAGGGUUUCAGCAAAUGUAAAAUUACUCGCAAGUGUAACCUAGUUCUAUUCUGCUCCUUCUUUUUUGUGUGUACUAAUGUUGCAAUCCUUCUCCCUCUAAAAGAAGGGGAUUCUAAAUGUAUGUGGAUUGUGGAGGUCUAUGGACUCUGACCAGUUAUGGAUGAGUGAGUGUGGAUUAGUUAUUUGGUUUUUAUGUGGAUAAUAAAUGAUAGACUUGGGGAUUUAUACAGAAGAUCUGUUCCAGACUUGGUCAGGUAGGUUCGGACCGUGGAUAAAUGCUCUCUUUUAUUCCUAAACUUUCUCGUAUGAUAUGAUACGUAAAUCUAAUAUUGUUACUGUAUUUCUAUUACUGAAAUCCUCCCGUUGUUUAUGAUAACAUAUUGGAACUGAGUUCAUGUUGGUGGUGAAUGAUGAUUGUUAUGACUUUUGAUGCUGAAAAUAUCAGAUAUCCAACCUUGGUUUUUAUCCCUGGUUGGGCUGAAUGAGCUGCAUCUUACUUAUACAAUUAAUGAUUGGUUGUGUCACAAUUAAUAAUCCUAAUUCCAGGGACAUCCAUAUUAUUGUGCGGGUAAGAAUGAUGUGAAUGAAAAUCAGAUUAUGACUCAAUAGAUAGUUUCUGGAUUCAAUUACAGCUCAGAUGUUAGUUCCAAGGAUGGGUAGUGUCGGAAGGAGAGAAGAUGCAACAAAGGACAGUGAACAAUAAUCAGAUGCUAGUUCAGUGUCAAUGGCCGUGCAGCUGCAGUGGUUGUGAUUUUGUGGCUCAUAUAGAUCCACGUAACAUAAAGAAAAAAGAAGUUAACGUGACAAUUAUAAUCACGACCAAUUUAUCAAUAAAAACAAAAGAAAAGAAAAUACUACGUUGUAUUGACUUUUCCCUUUCUCAAAAAGCUUCCAAGGACACCGUUGAUAAAUAGCCAAAAGAGAUUAAAGAAGAUUUUGACGUUUAGGCCUAGUUGUAUCAAUUCCAGCCUACUGAGCUCUAUCGGUCAUUUGAGGGGAUAAACCAUUAUUUUUGCAAUCUAUCUUGAUUACACUGAUAAAAUUCGAAUUUAGACAAAGUUCGGUGGCCUCAUAGGCACCAUCGGUGACUCUGUGCCUACACUUAGGGACCUUGGCGGUACUUUUGGCCUAAAGCCGGUGCUCCCUUUCCCCAGAAAGGGAGUAGUUCAUCACCAAAGGCCUUGCGAUGGCAUAAAAGGACCCACCAAAUGAGGAUUGCCGCAGAGGCAUAAAGGGUCAUGAAAGCUGAGUUCACGGCCCAUCUCGUCUAGACAAUACUCGCACAGAGGAUUGCGAGUCCAGCCAUGCACUUAAUUCUCACCAGAGUCGAUACUGUCAUUCGCCAUGCAUUGUCUCCUUUGUUUAGCCAUGGGGGCACUGCUGGAGCGAUCUCGUCUGUUGUGUAGGCUAUCUGAUCGGCAUCCGUGGCUAAACUUAAAUAGCGUGAACUGCGCAGGUUUGACUCAGAAGCAUGCACAAUAGUAUUUGUUAAAUGUCGUGUUUAAACACUCUUUUAAGUCUUAAGUCUUGUAUAUGUAGGGUUGUUAAAAGAAGAAGGUGGGAAUGCAUUGUGGAGUAACAUUCUUGUUGCUUUUUCAUAAAUUCUUAGGAAGGUUCGUAUGAAGAAUGUUUUUCAUUUUUGGUGAUUCAAAUUAGACUUUGUCCUAGUUCAAAAUAGUGAUUUGGGAGAAGGGCUCCUUCUUUAGACCCACAUGUGUUCGCCCUGAAACCGUAGCGAACUUGCUAAGCUUGGGAUCGGUCAAUGCAUGUUAUGCUAGAACAAUGGGAACAUGUGAUAGUUUGAC